Molecule: messenger RNA, 369 nt
Organism: Alexandromys fortis (reed vole)
Lineage: Eukaryota; Metazoa; Chordata; Mammalia; Rodentia; Cricetidae
Product: secretoglobin family 2A member 2-like
Exons: 3
Coding region: 1-288 (95 amino acids)
Biological process (GO): androgen receptor signaling pathway
Source: RefSeq, a predicted model, not a curated record
AUGAAGCUGGUACUGGUCUUCAUGCUGGCCGCCAUCCCCAUUUACUGCUAUGCCAGCAGUUCUGGCUGUCAUGCAAUGGAUGACGUCAUUGCACAGACUAUUAACUCAUCAGUGUCUGUGACUGAGUAUCAGGGCGUGGUUAAGUCAUACGCACCUCUUCCUUAUGACCGAAAGGCUGUGGCCAAAUUGAAACAAUGUUUCCUGGACCAGUCUGAGGAUACUCUCAACAAUGUUAAAGUGAUGGUGAAUGCUAUAUACAACAGUAAAGACUGUCCACAGUCUGCCUAAAAGUUCCACGAGACCUUUGGCUCACAAAAAUGAACAGAAUGAUCAUGAGCCAGCAGCUGAUACCACAAAUCAUAACUUUUC